UUUCCUCCUUGUGUUUCUCACCUCUGUUCCAGAGAACGAAAACCUAAACCCAUCUCAUGCCGCCGCCAUCCUCUUCUUCUCCUCGUGUUCUUUCUCAUCCCAAACCCACGUGAACUCCAAAUCCUAUUUCGCUUUCUAAUCGAAAUCCUGAUACGAAUUUCAAGUCCCAUGGCCGCAAUAACGACGAUGGCGAGAAAAGAUGGCCUGAUCCACUGCAAUCGACUAUAGAGAUGCAGAUCCAGAAAGAAGAGAAAUAAAUCACCAACGCCGACAGACGACGAUGACCGAGAAGAAAGCACGGCGGAGACGGAGGACAAAUCCCUCAGCGAUGAUGAGUGAAUCCUAGUCAAGUUUCACGAGUUGCAUGUUCCGAUUUCUGGGUUUUUUUUGUUGAUUUGAGGUUCUGAU
Molecule: messenger RNA, 408 nt
Organism: Linum tenue
Lineage: Eukaryota; Viridiplantae; Streptophyta; Magnoliopsida; Malpighiales; Linaceae
Source: the annotation of a GenBank genome assembly